Molecule: messenger RNA, 4740 nt
Organism: Rhineura floridana
Lineage: Eukaryota; Metazoa; Chordata; Lepidosauria; Squamata; Rhineuridae
Gene: RASSF7
Product: Ras association domain family member 7
Exons: 6
Coding region: 493-1812 (439 amino acids)
Biological process (GO): signal transduction
Source: RefSeq, a predicted model, not a curated record
CGGAGCCUAGUCUAGGACAGGGGCGGCGGAGUUGACCAAUGGGGUGAGCGUGAGCUGAGCGCUCCGGGCCGGGAAGCUGAGGCCAGGCUGCAGGUUGCAGAGGCGAAGGGAAGCGUCGCAUUUCUGCCAGAAGCGCAGCUGAGAGAGGCGCGCGCUGUGUCAGCCAAACCGCUGCUCUGUCUUGAGGGAAGACGCGCGCAAGCAACUUGCUAGAAAACCGAAGCGAAAUGCUGUACGGCACUGAGGAGCAAGUUCGCUCCCUGGAGGGUAGCCUCUGACCUUGUGCCGCAGAAGACAGUAGCAGUUGUGUGAGCGGCGAGAGAAGGCGGAAAGAACGCGGACAGCAGUUGCAGGAGGGGUUGGGCUGGAUUGGCUGCGUUCAGCAAAGAGGAUUUGUUUUACUGUUCCUGCCCCGGCUUAUGGGAGUGCAGACCUGGGCAGGGAAGACAUACUGCAAUGAUCCAGAAAGUCUAAUCCUCUACUGUUUUGGUGAUGGAGCUGAAGGUUUGGGUGGAUGGUGUCCAGCGGGUUGUAUGCGGCGUCUCGGAUCAGACUACAUGCCAGGAGGUUGUCAUAGCAUUGGCACGUGCCAUUGGUCAAACAGGUCGGUAUGUCCUCAUCCAAAGAUUACGUGAGAAAGAGAGACAGCUUCUCCCGCAUGAAUGCCCUGUAGAGUCUAUGGCCAAGUGUGGACAGUAUGCCAAUGAUGUGCAGUUCUUACUGCAGCGCACAGGCCCCAGCCUCACAGAGAGACCUUCUUCAGAUAGUGCUCCACAGGUACCCGAGAGGACGUUUGUCAGGGCUAGCCUGCCCAUCAAACCUAGGCCAGUCGGCACAGAAGUGCCCAGGCCCAGGCAGCCCAAAAAAUCCUUAACCUUCAGCUUGGGUCCUGUGGCCUCCAGUGACCUGCUUGCAAAGAACAAGCUGAGGCAGCACAGAAAGGACAUUGUGGCCUUGAGGGAUGGUGCCAGUGGGGGACGACUUUCCAAAGAGGAGCUGUUCAAGACUGUACUGCACCAACAGGAGCAUCUUUACUCCCUGGAGAUGCAGGGGGAUGCCUUGGAAGUGGAUCUCAGGCACUGGGAAUGCAGCAGAGGCUCCUGCCAAGAGGGUGAGAUCCUGCAUCUGGAGCAGCUGAUUCAGCAAAACGAGAGUGAGCUGAGCGAGGAAGAAUUUUGGCAGAGUGAACUGCACACAGAGAAAGAGUGUGAAAGGGAGCGGCAAGAGAAAGUGCGCACCCUGCAGACCACCAUGGAAGAGUACAUGCAAAAAAUACAUGAACUUAGGGUGAAAACUGAGGCCUUGGAGAGAGAAAUCCAGCGGGAAAUGUCUGAGAGGGCCAAGAGGGCAAAGGAAGCCUCUUUGCAGAGCCCUGCUGAACUAGAGGAAAUGGCAGCUAAAAUGAAAAGGGACCUGGAAGCUAGGAUCAAGCAGAGUGCCCUGCUGGAGAACAGCCUGGAGACUGUGGGGAAGGCCUUGGAGGAGGCAGAGCAAAGCCUUCAGGCCCAGAACAAAGAGCUGGAGGAGCUAAACAAGGAGCUGAGGCAGUGUAACUUGCAGCAAUUCAUUCAGCAGACGGGAGCCACAGUGAUUGCGCCACAACACAGAUCAGAGGUGGAACCUCAGCUGGAUCAAACUAGCCCUGAGCUGCUGGCUGAGCAGAGAAACAGAGAUCUGCUUGAUCUCAGCACAGAUUUGCCUCCCAGAGCCACAGCCAAGCAGUUCCUCGGCAAUCCACGAAACCUUCAGAACCCCCUGGUAUCCAGCUUGAACCCUGAGGUCAUAUCAACAAAGCAGAGCAUCUGGAGGUAAAAAGGCCAGCCAAGGAGGACUAAUUGCCUUGCAAGUAUACCUAUUUAGAAAUAAAACCCUAUUUCAUGUAUGUAUUUGACUUUUUAUCACAAAUGGAUGGAUGUAGAUGGUUGUGCAAAAUAUUUUUACAGUUUUUUUAAAAAAAGAACUCAUUGGAAGAAACAGAAUGGUUGUAUUUUUUAAAUCUGUUUUGUUAUAGUUUAAAAUGAAAAUGCUGUUUGUGGCUUCUCUCAAAAUUUAUAUAACCUUUGUAUUUAAAACAUCACAUAAUGAUGCUUAGGACUAAAUAGCAACUGCCCUGGAAGGGUAUGAAACCUAGUAGGGAUGUCCUGUCCAAAGCACAUAGCAGUGAGUCCUUUAUGUCCAUUCUGAAGGUUAUACUGCAAGCUACAACUGAACAAUGAAGGGGUAUUUUACCAGCCAGACCCCUUUUACUGGACCGCAUCAACACACUGUAGUGCUUGUGUGUGUGUGUGUGUGUUAACAACAAUUUUUAUCUUGUACGUUUGGUAUUUUGUGGAGAUACACUUUUUUUUAGUUGGAAUGGGAGAAAUAAGCUGUUCUGUUCUUGGUGAACAUUUGCACAUGAAGAAAUGUUGCUCUGGAACAGCGUUUGUGGCCAUCAACAGGUCCCAUUCUUACUAAGGACCUUUCAGAUCUGGUAAAAUGGGAUUUAGGUGCUAGUGUUGUCUUGCCAUCGUGCCUCAUGCCAAGUAUUGCAUCAUCUACUUUUACACAAAGACAAUUAACUUUCUUUAUCUGAUAUAGAUAUAUUUCUGUAUAGUUUUGUGAAAGACUAUAUAAUAAUUCUUUGUUCUAGACUGUUCCAAAGCCACCAUUGUAAAAGUAUAUUUGGAUGAACAAGAGAUCAGUCCUAUGAAGCAACAGUGCAACACUGCACUUCAAAUGGCUUAUCCAUAGUAGCCUCUACUUUGAUAAAAGACAAAAUGCCAUUUGGAGGGAACAUGCUCUGCAAAUUCAGGUUUUGGUAAGGGGUGUGGCUUAAGAUGCUAAGUUAUCUGCUAUAAAUUAAAGAUAGGAAGCCUAGGUCUCUACCCCUUUUCACUUGAUCCAUCCCAGUGCCCCACACCUAUUUAUUUGGCCUCAAUCUGCAGUGGGCAUCAGCUGAUUGUGGACUCCCAGCUGAUGGAGUUCUGUGGUGGCAGGGAGGAGAGAAACAUAAAGCAGCAGUGAGCUUAUCUUUCCAUUCCCAUUCACAACAGCAAUUUUUCUUCAGUGUUAUACAGGCCAUGCUGCUGAGCUUGAUGCAGGGAAAGAAGAGAACUGUGUGUGUGCGAGUGAAAGAGAGAGAGUGCAUGUGAAUAGGAGAGCAAGAGCACAUAUAUGCAUGCUGGAGGGUGGCAGUUUGCCAGUUUAAAAAUUGGUAAUCUGGUUGCUGAAAGGGAGAAAAUUCUUCCUACUCUUGUCUCCAGUGCUUUUAGUUGGUAGCUUCUUGUAUUGUUAAUAUGUCUUUUGACUAUGUGACCAGACCUCAGAGUAGACUGUGAAGCUGAAUGUGCCAUUCCCAAUUCAAUAUGAACUUCAAUGUGGGCAUGCAAUAUGUUGCUGCAGUAUAACUACUGUUUCCAACAGUCUCUUUCUCCAGCUAAGCUUUUUUGUUUUUAAUGGAAGUCUUUAAACAAGUUAAUUGCCUUCCUUUCCCCCCUCCCCAACAGUACUGAUGCCAUCCAUGGAGAAGUUUCACUCGCAAAGUGGCAUUUUCUGAUUUUAGCACCUCACACUCAUGCUGGCUAUUCAGAAGCCUAAGAAAAGAAGGAAUGGUAGCAGCACUGCUCCACUAAAGAAUCCAGGCUCCUUCCCUUUGCAGAACUGAUCAUACUUUAUAAAUAUCAGUGGAAGCAUAGAGAUAUAUGGAAGAAACUCAUCUUGUUAAAUGUUCAGCAUUCUAGGCAGGGCCCCCAAACUACCAAUUACUAUGUUAGAACAGAAUUCCCAAAAUAAUCUGCUCUUCAGGCAGACUUGCAAUCUGGUCUUCUGUUUUUCUAUCAUCUUAACAUCUCAGACAUGGAUGGAAUGCAAUCAUUUCUCCUUGUUCGACAUAUUCUGUACUCAUAAAUCUUCUGUUCUGCAUAACUGUAAAAAUAAGAACAAAAAAGGUUGAGACAUUUCUUGGGUUCAAUGGUGAAAGGUGCAGCCAAGAGAGAGAACUAGUUAGAAAAUAUUUCAACAUGGUUUUCCUGUUCUUUUUCUUAAUACUUGUUUUGCUGCUUAAUUUUUAAAAAGGUAUUGUUCAUUUUACCAGGUCUGAAUGGAAGCCCAUCCUUCUUCCAUUAUAGAGAAAGGAAUUACAACCAGAAAAUUAUUCUAACACAGUAAUUUUUUUUACUAUCACCUUGAGUUGCAAACCCUGCUUACAAAUAUUAAGAAACAUGUUCCAUAUUUCCUAGACUGUAGUGCCCUGGGGGUGGGGCGGUGGGGUUAGUGGUCUUGUGUUGGUGAAUGAGACCAAAUAGAAUCCCUAUCAUUUUUGCAGGCUUGAUUCUGUUUGAUAAACUAUUAUUCCCAUUCCCAAAAUGUGUGAUGGAAGCUGCUUUUUAACAGCUGCAUGUUGAAAUGUGAUAGAGGAAAUGCAAUAACAAUUACUGGUAGCAUUUCUUGCUGAACUCUUUUAUUUGGCCAGUGAAGGUGCAAGUUUUGUGUCUAUUUAUAUUGUCCAAAAUUGAUGUGUGUUCUCAUUGUGAAACCAAGAGAGGCAAGCAUGGGAGGGUUUAAUGGUUGUUUGACUGGGAGACCCUGAAUCACUCUGGGAGCCCUGAUCUUGCUUUAAAAUGUCCUUUGUGUAUCACAUAUAAGAAAUGUGACUCAUUUUCUGACUUGAAAAAAAAAAAAAGUUCCAUGUAUGAAUGUAUAUCCCAUGCGCUAAUGUCAUUAUCUGGUUUCAAAUUGUAAUAAAAUUCCUGAAAAUAA